This is a messenger RNA of Centrocercus urophasianus (Greater sage-grouse), 11911 nucleotides long. RefSeq names its product FERM domain containing 7 (gene FRMD7). Bases 9061 to 11046 code for a protein of 661 amino acids. The transcript has 11 exons. Gene Ontology annotation, molecular function: guanyl-nucleotide exchange factor activity. Lineage: Eukaryota; Metazoa; Chordata; Aves; Galliformes; Phasianidae. The record is from RefSeq and is a predicted model, not a curated record. Gene Ontology annotation, cellular component: cytoskeleton.
GACCUGGAGCUGUGUGUGAGUGCAGCCAGGAGGUCCCCGUGCCCUCACCUCCAGUUCGUGCAGUCGUCAGGGUUGGGGGCUUUAAAGAACCAGGUAAGAUUUGUGUGCAGGGCCGUUCUAUCUCUAAGGUCUUGGUGCUGGGAUUCAGCUCAGCUGCUGCUGCACAAAGUGUCUUUGGCAAAAUAGGCGUGACAGCUUUGUGCUGCUGUAAGCUGGGUUAGAGGGCACGCAGGUGGGGCUUCCCAGGCAGCUUCGCCUUGGUUUUCACAGUUCCUGCUACCAAAGCGCCGUGCAGGAAGCUCCCCGGCCUGCUUCUCGCACGGGUUUGACCCCGCUGUGUGUGAACGGCGCUCACCCAAACCUGGAGGACAAUUCUUCCCCGUCCUGCACAGCCCUGUGACACGUCAAUGAAUUGCUAACGAGGGCAGAGCUGGCCUUGCAGCUCCGUGUGAAGGGAGGAAGUGCCGCAGAUAGCGGCGUGGGUGGGGUGCGAUGCUGCCGCCGCACCUCCUGGCGGGUGUGAGCUGUUAUCUGCCGUCAGCUCUGCUGUAAUUACAGCUGUGAGCGAGGUGCGAGUGUCUGGUCUUCAUUAAAAUGAGAUACGGCUUCUAAAACAAUGCGCUUUCAUCGGUUUGAGUUCUCCCUGCUGGCCAGUCAGCAGCCCUGCGGUGCAGAGGUGGGCAUUUCGGCCGUGCGUUGGGGUGGCAGCUGAGGAGGCCAUGGGCAGACAGGGUUGCCCCCCUGUGCUCCACGUGGUGCGAAAGUGAAAUCAUUGGCUUUUAUUUUACAAGUAGUUUUUGGCUCUGCCCGGUCCGUAGAGCUGCAAGGAGCAGAGGAGGUGAACUUUCAGCUGCGUAUCAGCAACAGCAGCGCCGUGGUUAAAUCCCGCUGUAGUUAUUUGUUGGCUCUGUUGAGGGCAGUCUUGAGCUGAUAAUAGCUUUGCUGGCAGCGAUGAUGCAGUUUAAUUACGGGAUUGUAGAGAGUGCAUUGCUCUUCUCAGAACGUGUACAUUUGGUAUGGAAUCAACGCUUGAAAUUUGCCUCUGGUCCUCUCUCAAAGCUGUGGUUCUCUUCGAGCUCUGCAAAAAUCUGGAGCUAUCUGCAAUAAUUGGUGGGGGAGGGUUUCUUGUGAUGCAGGAAUCUGAACUAAUCCUCACUGAAGGGACGUGUGUGCUUUUAAUGUUUGGUUUGUGAUAUGCCUGUGCUCCUUGGUGUUGCGACCUUCCUUAAGGGCUACCUGUCCUUUUGGGAACUGCCAGGCAGGAUCGUUGUCAGCCUGGGAUUCGUCCUGCCACUGUAAGAGACCUCAGACAUUUAUUCUUAGAUGCAAAUUAGCAAUGGCUGUGGUCACUGCGGAAAAGCAAGAAGCAAUAAACUGAAUUUUGGGUGAAACUGUUGGAAGUGAGAGAAAGCUGUCAGGAUGGCUGAAGUGCUGGGGUGAUGUGCGUUUGGAGGUGAUGGGGCAUUUUUGAAGAUAACAGUGGAUGAGCAUUGGCUGGAUGAAGGAGCAUGUGUGGUGUGCCCAGCCCUGCCUGGCUGUGCUGGGUUGCUGUGCAGGGUCUCUCCAAGUCCCCUGAGGCCCUGUGUCCCUACGACCCCAGUCACCAUACUGAUCCUGGCACUGAUCCUGGCACUGGUUCCCAUUGGAUGGAAUUAGCACGGACAAGCCAAAUGCACUGCGCUUAAGCUCAGAAAUGCAAAUGUAGCCUUAAAAUAGGUUUGAAUAAAGAUUUUAGCUCCAGGGCUUUUCCCUGUGGUCAGGCUGUUUGGAAGCGUAUUGCAGUCCGCCUUUGAGUGGCUCCUUUUUGGGGGAAAUGUCUGUUAGUUACCUCUCCAAACAAGUGUUUUAACUACGUCAGCUGUUUCUCACCCGUCAGAACACUGAAUUACAGAAUCACAGAAUCACAGAAUUGUAGGGGUUGGAAGGGACCUCCAGAGAUCAUUGUGUCCAACCCCCCUGCCAAAGCAGGUUCCCUACAGCAGGUCGCUGAAUUGUUUUUAUGAAGCCAAAAAGACAAACUUAGAAAGGUUUUAUGAACAUCCCGUUGGAACGUUUUGCCAGUCAUGGUGUGUGAAUGUUUCCUGUUCUUUAAAUCGUGUCUGCCUUGCAGCUAGCACGCUCUGCUGGAAGGCCCUGGAAGAGGAACCGUGGGAUAGAGGUUGCUUUGGAUCGCUACAAAAGCAGCAAGCUCCCAGCUUCGGGUGGAUGCUGCUCUGCUGUCUUCUCCUUCCUGCUGUAAAGAAUGACUUCCACUCAACUGCAGCUCUGAAUUGAGCUGUAUGCUUGGAAUUUGGUGAGUCUUGAUAAAGCUGGUAGAGGUCUUCAAAGGAAGGGAGCUGUAGAUGAGAGGCUACCAGGGGUGAAAACAUUACCAAGACACAAGGUCGAUGUCUGUGUGGUGGAGGUGGGUCUGAUCCAUUAGCCUGGAGGUUCCUUAACAACACGUGUGUUUCUUUGCCUAGAUGUAAUCAAGGCUUACUCAACUAGAGAUGGUUGUCUCAAGCCAAGAGGGAAACCACAUCUGUCAUGAAAGUAAGCAGUAUAGUUCCUUAGAAGUCCAUAUUUUCUUCUAGCACUCAUUUUCUUCUUCAACUGUUGGAGAGUCCAUUUGACAGCUUCCUCAGCAUCAGCUUUGGGCCAUAGGAUCAUUCUUGACGAUGCUCAGCAGAGGCUUCCACCAUCCUGGCCUUUAAUUCCCUGCUGAGCAGUUGCUGCUGCUUACGAUCUCGUAACUCUAUUGCCAGAGCUAUGUGAGCAGAGAGCUGCCCAGCUGUCAUUCAGGUUUCUGCAGUGUAGCACCUGCAUGGUGAAACCAAUACGAGUUCCUAGCUGGCAUCUGAUGCUUUCUGCCUUGGAGCAUAAGGUGGGAAGCUCUGCACGUGACUCAGAGAGCUGUACAGAAGGGGUUGAUGGCUUCAUCUGACAGCACUGAGGAGGACAGAGCCUGGGCACCGUGACCUCACAGCAGUACUGACUGCAGGUGAACCUGCACUGCUUUGCCUUGUUGGGCUGGGGUUGUGUUGGGUGGGCCUGGAAGAGUUUGGGCUUGGUGCAAACUGAGGACAGCCAAGCCAAGUCCUGGGGUUUUUCUGCUGCUACAAAAGAUGUAGGGAGCUGCAUCCCCCUGUAGAAACGAUUGAAUGCCAAAUAAUGCCUGAGUAACAGUGCCUGAGUCUAUAGAAGCAUCUGUGUUCCUCUGGCUUGAGAGGCUUUGCUUUUUCUGUAUAAAUCGCUUUCUUGUGUCUUGGAAGUGGUCUAUCAAAAUUAAACCUCACCGAGCACAACUGUCCUAUUAAAAAUGAGGUACUGUCGUAUUCUGAAUAACAGCUGAGUAGGGCUAUUUAGGAUUCUUAUAUACCAUCUGCAUUUGCUUAAAGCAAAUUCUGCUUUGCUUCCUGAUAGUACCUCAUAGAAUCAUAGAAUCGCGAGGUCGGAAAGGACCUGCAAGAUCAUCCAGUCCAACCAUCCUUCUUCUGUGACACGUGAAAUCUGGAGGGAAAAAACCAACAAAGAGCUGGCAGUGCUUCAGUGCACGGUGGGUGGUGGUUCUGCUGUGCUCGAGUGUUCAGCCCUGCAGGCACCAAGUUUGGGAACGGGGCUCUGAGCACCUGGUGGAGCUCCGGAUGCCCCUGCUCAGUGCAGGGAGUUGGACCAGAUGGCCUUUAAGGUCCCUUCCAACUCCAUCGAUUUUGAUUUAAGCCUUAUUGCUACUUGCAGCAUCUUGUUGUCAGCCACAGCCACGAGAGGGAGCCUGGCUGCAAGCACAGCUCUGUAGGGAUAGAGAACAAAAGAUAAACGGAGAGACGCUGGUAUUUCAGCGUAGUCGCAGCGCGUCUUACGAAGUGUUCCCAGGAAGUUUUGUGUUUGCAGUUAAUUUCUCUAUCAGCCAUCUGGGGUUGCAGGUGACACUGGGAGACUUUUUGUGGGAGAUCAGGGUUUGUCGCUCCUCCAGGUGACUGUCACUGUGUCACGGUGUCAUUGCUGUGCUGGCACCGCCCGGGGUGACGCUGCUCAGCUCUCCCUUCCGCUCAGCACGGCACCUUCUGGGGAGAAGUGGGGCAAACUGGAGCGAGAAGUGUUGCUGCAGUGUCACCUUCUGGUGGCAAAGAGUAGGUGGCUCAUAGCUGAUGAUCCUGCACCUAAAGCACAGAAUUAACAAUGCGACCACUUCUAUUUCCCAGCAAUGACUUCUGAGAGUAACAUCAAACUAUUUUGCUGUUGCUGAGCUAGCGAAGUUUGAUGGAAAUGCAAACACAUCAUUAUUGUGCUCAAUCCAUAGGGUGGUUCUGGGUCAGAAGUUUCAGGAAGGGCAGAUCUUUUGGCUGAGUCGAUUGAGAUGUGCUCAAACCAAAAUGACUUGUGGCAUCAGUGAGAAAGAAUUGUCUUUGUUAAAUAGUUAAGGAGCUUCUCUUAGUCAGGGCCAGUUGUUGGUGCUUUUCAGCCCUGUCAGACGACUGUACUCUUCUCCCAACAACAAAUUGAUGAGGUGUUUGUGUAUAACAGCACUCACUAGCAGCCGCCUGCUGAGUUAGCCUGGAGGAAAGCCUUUCCUUUUGCUUCCUCUUUCUUCCCCUGCCCACAUGGGUCCCCAGCUGCCACCAGCAGCAAUCCAGGAACUGGCAGUCUAGGAAUCCUUCCCUGGAGCUGGGAAGGUCCUUGCUGGCAGGAGGUGGCUGUGCUCGCACACAGAGUCAGCACAGCAGCAGGAGGGGGUUUGCCUGGACCUCCUGUCCCAGUAUUUCUCUGUCCUGCAGUUAUAGGGUCAAGGCUUAUGUGCCUGGGACACAACUCAGAGCUUUCAGAUGGUAUCGGGGAUAAGGCCCAAGCUCUGCUCUGCAUCCCCAAGAAGGGCUCCACAGGGGUUGGUUCAGCACGAAGCAUUUUGGGGGCUCAGGUGAGCUCCCCCAGUGCUGCUGGCAGGCUGGUUGCUUGCAGUGAGGCAGAGCAAAGCACAGUGCUGCUCUGCCACUUUUGCAGCAGAACCACUCUGCCCUUCCUCCUGACCCAGCUGUGUGAUUCCUGCCCUCGCUUCGCCUUCCCAUUUCUCACCAGUAUCUGUAAAACUCUGUGUUACCGGCCUCUGUGCCAGCCCCAUCAGCACGCAGCGUCGGUGCCCAGCCUUCUCCCAUAGCAAGAGACGCACAGUUCACAGGGGGAAGAAUCCUCCAGCACAGCGAUGCCGUUCAGCCCUCUCUCAGGCAUUCCGUGCCCUUGCUGCAGCCUCCCCUGCCCAUCUGUGCGUGCAGCCCUGCACCCAGCUGUGGGGAGGAUGCAGUGUGAGCGAGCAGAGGGGGCUCUCUGCCCUGCACGCCGCUCGCAGCAAUAGGGCUCUGCGCCAGCCUGGCUCCAGGAUGCUGCAUCUGAAGGUCCAGUUCCUGGAUGACUCCCAGAAGAUCUUUGUAGUGGACGUAAGUGUGUCUUAUAGAGUCUUAUAGAGAAAGAGGAAUGGCUUUUGCUUCUCUGGUGUUAUCCUUUGGAUACUGGGGAAGGUGAGGUGAUGCUCUGGGCGGGGGUGGGGUGCUCUCGUUUCUCUGGCUGCUGUGUUAGCAUCCAGCAAGCAAAAAUAAGUCUGAGAACAGCAUGAAAAUUGCAGCUUGAACCACACAACCUGUGGUGAGAAACGUCUGUGUGCAUCUCUCCUUAGGCAUCGGGAUGAAAAAGACAAGUAUGUGGUUUUGGGAAUAGCUAAGGAACAAGCUGACUGUAUCUUGUUUUUACAUGGCAGUGUCCCAAGGCACACUGUCACUGAUAAUUCACAGGUAAUGAGUAUGAGCUCUGAACAUCCACUGCUGGAAUACUUUUCAUAUGUCACACAUUGAUCUCAGAGGUGUUGGAUUGGGGUGUGUGUGUACAUGGAUGAUUGAAACUGAAGGUGAUCGAUGCCCUGUCUGUGUGCUGGAAGUGGGACUGAGCUGUUGGUUAGGCUUUGUUAAUCACAGCAGCUGAUUGAAUGAGAUAAUCCAAGUGAAUCUGUUCUAACCUUUACCUGCAUCCAUUAUGGGACUGCUGUGUUUAAUAUAAAAUUCAUUUUUUAAAGUUCUGUUGCAGUUCUUAGGCUCUUGUGUUCCCUUUAUAGACCACUGCUCAGUCUCGAUGCACUGUUCGGUUGCUUUGUGACAGCGAUUCUGCACAAAGAGGGUUGCAAAGUAAUUCCAUCAUUUGGGAUGACAUGGAGGUCAUCUGAUUUGGUUUCUUUGAUGCAUUUUAGACCUGAGUUUUUCUUAAAAAUGAGAGUGGUCACUUACAGAUGUUUGCCAGGGAUUCGUAUUGAUUAGAUCAGGGCACUGUGAGAGACCAUUGGAAAGAUGCUGCUGUUACAAUAUUGCUGCAUGUUAUCCAUCUCUGCUCUCUUCUUUGCUCAAAACAGUCCUGUGCCUCUGCUCACUAUAGUGCAACAAAUAGGUUCCAUUAGAGGGACUCGGAGCCAUUUCCUUUUUUAGCGUGGUAGGGUCCUGGAAAUCCCUUUGGGGCACUUUGUGUGUUUCAUGCUGUGUGGUUCAGAUGAAUGAGAACUGGAUUAGAGACUUCUCCAUUAGGAAGGGACCGCUUUGGGCUAAGUCUUGAGCACGCAUUUGGAGACACUCAUCCUAAGCCCUUCCCUGAGUUUGGAAAGCUUUUUUUAAUGGAGAGCACUUCAGUGUAAUGGGAGGAGAAGGACAGCAGAGAAAAAACAUGGCAGCGCUGGUUACAAAUCAGCUUAACACAGCGCUCCGGGGCAGGGGAAGGUAUCAGUGAGUGGGUGCCUGGCUCUGGGUGGGCACAGGGCUGCUCUGCGGCUUGCAACACUGCGAAGGAGAGCGAGCACAGCCUCUCCUUUCCACCAUCCCCACUGCUGUGCCUUGCAGCAGCCCCACAGGCAGCACCGAGGGCACAUUUAGGGGACGUGGGCUGCAGCCCAGCCCUGUGCAGCAGCUGUGUGCAAUGCACGCAGCCCAGCCAGCAGCUCGCUGCCCACACACGGGUGGGGAGCAACCCGCUGGGACGUGCCCGCCUUCCCCGCACGCCUGACAAAGGCCAAGGCCUUUCAUGCUGGAAAAUUCUAGCUUAGAAAUCAACCAUUAUAAUUGUUUUUAAUUAGCCUUGCGAUCUUGUAAUUUCAAGGAGAACCGGGUGUGCUGCAGAGCAAAUGCUGUUAUUAGGCUAUCACUGUGCAGCUGGCUGACAGUGCAGAGCUGGCAGCGGCUGUGACAGGUGCUCAUUACUGAGCCCUGAGGCACCCACAGCACCCCCCCCCUGAACCCUGAGCUUCCCCUGUGCCGACCUGUCUGUGUUCCUGGUGUCUCUGCCCAAGUUGGUAACUUAGGAAUUGAGUUUUUGCUGGUUUUUCUCUCUGCCCUGUUUAGUUUUGGUGCUUUCUGGCCUCCCGUGUCACAGCGUGGUGCUACUUCAUUAGCACUUUGCUGACCCAGGGUGCAGGAUCUCUGCAGGCUCUGUUGUCGUUAAUUACCACUAAUUGCAGCUUAUCGUGCCUAGCUGUGGGGCAGCCAGGUAGUGUCUGUCUGCAGCUCCAAUCCCAACAGCGGUGACUGCAACGGGUGUCCUGAGACCGAGAGAUCUCUCCCAGUUUAUCGAGCUCCUAAAGAAAGCAAAAGUCCUGCGGGAAGGGGCUGUUCAACCUCACCUGCAGCCACCUCAACCUGGUGGAGAAAGAAUACUUCGGGCUGGAGUUCUGCACCCAGGCUGGGAACCACGUCUGGUUGGAGCCUCUAAAGCCCAUAACAAAGCAGAUUAAAACUCUUUGCAGCCCAGGUGCCCAGCUGUAAGGCAUUCAGCACGCGGUGACCCCGCUCCCUCCCAUACCCAAGGCCCCACUGCUGCAUGGUGAUGCUGCGCAGCCCGACCUGAAUGCAUGAGCAGUGCUAACACAGCCCCUCCUUCAGCCUGUUCCUGCCCCUGCAAUGAACCAAAUGAUAUUUGCUACAAAUACACGAUGGUUAGGAGGUGGUCAAAAGCACAGGGCCAUGCAUGACCCUGUGUUUCUAUCGGCAGUCCUGGAGCUGUCCUGCAGUGGCUCUCUUGGUGCCCACAGAGUUGGCUUCAUACCUCCAUAUGCUUUGCCUUGGGUUUGGCUGCUUGCUCUUGCUUGUCUCACAGAACAGCUCUGCCCAGUUGGAAUCCCCUGAAGCUGGUGCAUCCCAAGGGCUCAAAGGGCCAGGGAAACCCCAUGGAUUUUGCUGAGGGUUUAACAUGCAGCCCCAAUGGCAGCUGCACCACUCCAGGGCAACACCCAGAGCAUUGCUCCCACAGGAACCCCUUCCUGAUGCAGAAAUCCCCUUCCUGACCCUUAACAAUUUCAAGUAAUUUGGGGUCAUGUUUUCUGUAAUGCUAUUGAGGAGUUCACCUCCUUGUUUAUUUCCAUCCAUGGUGGUGGGGUCUGGGCAGGAUGGCAGAGCUUCUGCUCCAGACCUGUAAGGGGCAGAGUAACAUAAGGAGAGGUGUGUGUGAAGCGAGUUGUGAAUGUUCUCCAGAGCCACGUGAAAGAAAACUUAUGAAGGUGUUGUGUUUUAAGAUCCUAAGGAGGUUCUUUUCAAAUUUAUGGUGAAAUUUUUCCCAGUGGACCCCGGACACCUGCGAGAGGAGCUGACGAGGUACCGUGUUUGUUCUGUGCUCCCUCACUGCCCUGUCACCUUGUUUCUGCAGUCACUACGCAUGUGUUCAUUUCCUUACCAUCAUCCAACCCAACCUGUCUGUUUGCUGUGGUAAUCCCAAAUAUUGACAGAGCCCCGUGCUGUACAAAACAAGACGCCAAUGCGUAUCUUUUCUCGAUGCUCUGUUCUUAUACAAAAUCCACUCGAUGGCAAUGCAAUGUGCUCGCUGCCAAAUGUCUGAGCAGUUGGGCUCUCAGUCGUCUGGCUCUUGCCUCAAGCUGUGUUCUGAAAGAAGAGCCUCCAUUUUAUUUUUGAUAUGGACAGGGCAAGCUCUUAAGUUUCACAGAAAGCACUGCAAACAGGAACUAAGGAUAAAACCAAUGCAGUGCUUCUGCAGAACAUUAGCCCCGAGAGCCACAGAUGCCCUCCGAAGCAUAAAGGAGUGUUAGCUCUGAAACCUACUAACGGCCAUAUGAGCAGCGGGGGCACGCUGCUCAAGGUGUCCCCAGAUGGAUCCUCCUUGGGGGGCCUGCAUGCUCCUCCCAUGCUCCCCCCUCCAGCCCUCCAUCCUUUGGGCAGGGGCACAGGUGCACCUGGCUCUGUGUCCCAUAGAAAUAUCCAUGCUCAGGGCAGUUCCUGUCCCUCCUGCAGGUACCUCUUCACCCUGCAGAUCAAGAAGGACCUGGCACUGGCGAGGCUGCCCUGCAGUGACAAGAGUGCAGCGCUGCUCGUCUCCCACCUGCUGCAGUCCGAGCUGGGUGACUUCCAUGAGGAGACAGACCAGCAGCACCUGGCCACGCACAGGUACCUGCCCAACCAGGAGUACCUGGACAACAAGAUCAUGCACUACCACCGGCGGCACAGGGGGAAGACGCCGGCUGAAUCAGAUGCCCAGCUGCUGGACGUGGCCAGGAAGCUGGAGAUGUAUGGGAUUCGCCCACACCCUGCCAGCGACGGCGAGGGAACGCAGAUCAACCUGGCGGUGACACACAUGGGGGUGCUGGUGCUGCGGGGCAAUACGAAGAUUAACACGUUCAACUGGUCCAAAAUUCGCAAACUGAGCUUCAAGAGGAAGCAUUUUCUCAUCAAGCUCCAUGCAAACAUUGCUACUCUGUGCAAGGACACGUUGGAGUUCACUAUGGCGAGCAGGGAUGCCUGCAAGGCUUUCUGGAAGACAUGCGUGGAGUACCAUGCCUUCUUCCGGCUGUCUGAGGAGCCCAAGUCAAAGCCCAAAGCCCUUCUGUGCAGCAAGGGCUCGAGUUUCCGCUACAGUGGGAGGACGCAGAGGCAGCUGUUGGAGCAUGGGAAGAAGGCGAAGAUGAAAAGCUUACCCUUCGAGAGGAAACAUUAUGCGUCCCACUACGAUGAGAGGCAGUGCCGCUCCUCCCCGGACCUCCUGACGGAUGUGUCCAAGCAGGUGGAGGAGAUGCGCUUGGCCUAUGGCAGCUGCGGCUCCUUCCACACCACCAGUGGGGUGCACACCUCCGAGCCCACGCUGGACAGCCGCCACAGCGGAUCUGCCACAGCAAUGAUGUUUGCUGCCGAGCUGGAGCGCUCCAGGCCCGAAGUGAUCCCAGCCUUCCUGCCCCACUCCAAGAGCAGCUCCGCCUUCCCCCUGCUUUACACCCAGCUGGAGCUGGAGCGGGCAUGGGAGCCCACCGACCCCUUCAGCAGCAGGAACCCCUUGACGUCCUUCCGCCCCCACCACAAGUUUGCUGGGAGCAGCAGAAGCCCCUCAGUGGGCAACAUGCGGGAGGUCAGCGUCAGGCCGCUGGUGUACAUGGAUGUGCCGUGCCCUCCGCUGCCACCCGCCCCGGCCUCCCAGCUCCUCUUCUAUGUAGACAGGCCACCGCCGCCCCCGUGCCAUGCGCCCAGCGAGGAGGCAGAGGGAGCGGCUGGUGGGUGCAUCCCCGUGGCCACAAAAAUGGCCAACUGGGGUCCCGGCAGCACCUGGAUGGGGGAACUGCAGCACGAAGCCUCGCACAGGGCUGUGGGUGCCAGCGUGGGCUCAGCCAGGGAGAGAAGGCAGCCGGCUCGCUCCUUCGAUUACAGCCUUCAGGAGCAGCCUCCCAAGCGCUCCUGGAGUCAGUCGGACAUGAAAGCCAUCCGCUUCCCCUACAGCUCUGAGUUCAGGCCCCUGGGUCCGUGCCCAGCCCUGAGCAGCAGGCAGGCCGGCAUGCUGCAGCACGUGCUGGCCCAGCAGCGUGCAGUGCCAGGGCUGCGGCGUGCCGCUGAGCGCUACGUGGGCAGCAGCACCGAGUCCAGCGACUCCGAUUGCGACCUCCUGGCUGCUGACUACUGCUCCCUGUAUGGCAGAGUGCUGCGGGCACCCAGGGCCCGUGUGCGGCUGUCCUCGGGCAGCCUGCAGCUGGAGGAGGAGGAGGAUGAAGAGGUGUCCUUGGCCACAGGUGCUGCUGAAGAGAGGACUUGCAGGGGGGCCUCCAGGUAUUUCACAUAGGUGCCUCUUGCCUGCCGAAAGGAGAGGCCGGGCAGAGCCAAGGCUGCUGAAGGAUCACAGUCCUGCUUGUUGUUUGUGAAACAAGGUGGUUGGCUUGUAUUGUGUGAGUGAUGGUAGUUGUAGAGGAUGUGUUAACAGAUAGCUGAGGGCAUCCAGAAGUACCCAUCUCCUGUGGCACACAAGGAAGAUGGCACAUUGCUGUCACCAGGUUGUUCCCAUGCUGGGGAUCCAACACCACGCAGAAGGGCUAGGGAUCUCCCAAAGCCCCACAGCCACCAUCUCCAGUCCUCGCAAGGCUGGCUCAGAGCUCAGCCCCUGCUGUCAUUAUCCGUACACUGGGUGGAAAGGAAAAGGCAGCUGCAUCCCAUCAAAGUUCAUAAACAUCUUGUUUUCCCAGCCCCGGGGAAGCACACGCUUCCCCAUCAGAGGGGAGCAGCAUGGGCACAGAGCUGCCACUGUCCCAGCAUAGAGCUUGUCUCCUACCUCACCUUGCAGUCAUGCUCCCAGCCCUUGAGAGCAGCUGCAUACAUUUUUUUUUCUUUUUUCCUGUGUAAUAAAAAGACCAUUACCCUACAACUGCAGGCCAUCUGCCAACAGGAGAAUGGUGCUACAGAGGUACGAUGUUAGAGGAAGAUCUUUCUACUUUUUGUUUGAUUUUUCAUAACUCCAUGAGGCUGUAGGACAUGACUACAAUAGGGACAGUAUAGCUGUGAGAUACUGGAAUGGAUUUCAGGAACACAGGAGCUGAAGCAAGGACCAAAUAGAUCAAGUACAAAGAACUAGGUUUAUGGUUACUGUCUCACACUGAGCGUCAUUGUCUUUUGUUUUAGAAGCUGGACAAUAAAAAGCAGUUGUUCACAGCUGA